AUGACAGAUACGUUUAGUUCGAUCAUACAACUUGCCAUGUUGCAGUUGGUGGCAAUGUCGGCCACUACAGCAAUCGCUCUUGACAAGAUAGACUGUGAUAUGAGUACCGUCACCGACUAUGACCCAGCUUAUAUAAAAAGUUUAUUUGAACCGUUUGUUGGGCGAUUAAACGAAGAAGUCACAAAGACAUGCUUGGAACUGGGUAUUACAGCCACUGAAGUCGUCUACAUCCUUUGCACCUUGGUGUGGCAUGUAGAAGGUAAAUAA
Molecule: messenger RNA, 267 nt
Organism: Cylicostephanus goldi
Lineage: Eukaryota; Metazoa; Nematoda; Chromadorea; Rhabditida; Strongylidae
Source: the annotation of a GenBank genome assembly